Messenger RNA from Plasmodium coatneyi, 2667 nucleotides. RefSeq names its product Peptidase. Gene Ontology annotation, biological process: proteolysis. Gene Ontology annotation, molecular function: serine-type endopeptidase activity. The record is from RefSeq and is a predicted model, not a curated record. The transcript has a single exon. Bases 1 to 2667 code for a protein of 888 amino acids. Lineage: Eukaryota; Apicomplexa; Aconoidasida; Haemosporida; Plasmodiidae.
AUGCAUAACGGCGCGCCGGGGAUCAGGAAGAUCCCGCCAUUUAUGAAGGAGCUGGAGGAGGCAUACAACAUAUGCCACUGUGGAACGAACGUGAUUGAAAAGUGCUUCUUCGCCAAGGAGGUGAACAGAAGCAUAAACAAGAGGGAGAUACGUAUGUACCAGUUGUGCAUAAUCCACUACCAACUCAGCAACAGGGAAAAGGUUUACAAAAUUUCAUGCAUCCAAGAUGAUUUAGACAUAAGUAACAGCUUCUACGAUGGGGAGUUAAAAAUGUACGUGUCGAAAGACGGUACUGUAGGAUGCCUCUUCUGUAAUGAUGAGAAAAAAAGGAGAAUUCAUUUAUUUAAAAAUGAAAGAAACAACGGCAAGUUCUUCUACACCUGUAUGAACAGCGUACCGAUAGAUACAGAUAUACAUAAGCGCUUCUUCAUGCAUGAGUCCUUUUGCUCCUUCAAUGCUAGCAACACCCUCAUGAUUUACAGCGCCGAGACUGAUGACGUGAAAUUGAAAAAGGAGAGUAGCUCCAUGCAAAAAAAAGAUUUAGAAAUUUUUAAAAAAAUCAAUAACCAUAUUUAUACUGACACGUUUGGAGAGCAGUUCGACUAUUCCUUUUUUAAUUUAUUUGUCUACAAUUUGAUGGACAAUACGGUAAAGUGCAUAACCGUGAAGGACGUGUCUGGGUGUUAUUAUAGCCCCCAGUUUAUUGACGACACUUCUUUUGUGUGUCUCUCUUACCGGACCGUUCCGUACCGAUUGGGGAUAUAUGCCUUUAAUGUGAGACCCAACGAUCUGUACCUGUGCACACUGAACGAAUUGGAUGUAGAGCCGUCUGACAGGCGGGAUGGAAAAAGGGGGGAAAUUCCAGGUGGUGCAGGAAGUGGUUCGGCAACUGGCCAGGCGUGUGAGCGAAAUCGGAAGAAUCACAUUCGGUGUGCCUAUGCCAAAUUGUCGGCAAAGAAUUUCAAACAUACAGCUUCCCCACUCGUAAUUAGGCAUGACGAUUCCUGCGUGUUCGUGGCGUGCUUGGUCGUUUUUGGUAAGGGUGAAGAACCGAAGCAGCACUUGAUGGAGUACAGUUUGGUGCUGAUAAAGCUGGUGAAGGAUGACACUAAAGUGAGGGCGAGGAGAAAUCAAGGAAGCGUAUCACAGGGGGAGAAGCACGAGAUGCACGGGGAGGGGGGUUCUUACUUUAGCGGAGAGGGUAGUGACGACGGCAGUGAUGGAACAAACGGGUAUGACGAAGCGGACCAUUCUACAAGUGUAGCCACAGUGGAGGGGGGGACGGCCACCCACCCAGUGAGUGGUGCGAUUCCCCCGAAUCAAGAUGACGUGUGCAACUAUAAGAAGAUCGAAACGGAGGUGAUCAUUCGGGAAGGCAGCUAUACUCCAUUCUUCCGGGGGUUGUACACCAACGAAAUAAAGGGGUACUGUUAUCCGUACCUCUUCCUAAACACAAUCUUCUACUGUAGCAAAAUUUCCAUCGCUGUUCACAUGUUCACAAAAAGGGUAUAUCGCAUUUUAAUAGAAAACAUUUACAACCAGAAUGACGUUAGCACGAGUAUCGAAAUUAUGUGUGUGAAGGAAGACAACCUGUUGGUGAGUAUCCGAAAUAUGCUUCUGAACCACGUGCUGGUGUACUGCCUAUUCAAUGAAGCGAACAUAAGUGGGGAUUACGUGUACCUCACCAAGGUGCGAAGUUACAACCUAGACUUUACAACAUACGAAACGGUUAAGAAGAAGCAGACGAGCAUAAUUUACGCCAAUGUAAAUGACCUAUCGGAGAAGCUUUUCAUGUUAUUGAGCCAAAUGGAAACAGCCCUCUUCAAUGAAAAGCAUCCAUAUAUAAGGAGAAAAAAUGCCAGCUUUAACAUGCUAUAUGAGAGUGAAGCAGAAUUUCAAUAUGACGUGCAAAAGAAGGGACUACAUCUACCAAACUUUAAUCUUUUCAAUGGAAAAAAUAAAAGGAACCUUAUUUUAUACAUCCAUGGGGGACCCUACUCCACUUGUCUUAAUGAGUACAGAAAUGUCUUCAUUUUUUUUGCCGCCUGUGGGUUUGACGUAUUGUGUGUUAACUACAUUGGAACGUUAGGGUUUUCUGAAAAACCAAACAUCCUAAAUGGGCAUGUAAAUUCUAUCGAAAUUGAAGACAUCAUGGAUACGUUUAAAAAGUUUUACCAUUACUUUGGCGACUACGAGAAUGUCUACCUGUAUGGUGGAUCCUACGGUGGGUUCGCCUCAUGCGCAAUUCUAACCAAGUGCAACUUAUUUAAAAGCUGCUGCGUCAUAAACGGAGUGUACGAUUGGGUGCUUUCCGCUCAUUCUAGUGACGUCCCCGAUUAUUUCAUAAACUUAUGUCUAAACAGGGGUGCAGAAUAUGAUUGCUUUUAUAGCAGGGAUGACUAUGCCAGUAUGUACGAAAUAUCUCCUCUGAAUUUUGUGCAGAAUAUUUCUACGCCCAUUUUGAUUGUUGCGUCUAAGGAUGACUUGCGUGUCUCCCACCAUAAUAGCCUCUCCCUCUACAAGCGCCUCCUCGCGCUGAAGAAGAAGACCAAGCUCUUCCUGUUCGACGACUGCACGCACUCCAUUAAGAACGUGGCCUUCGAGGAGACCCUCCUCAUGAAUGUCAUCCUCUGGUUUUACGACUACGAUAGUAAGAAGAAGCGAUAG